Pogonomyrmex barbatus (red harvester ant) is the source of this 2125-nucleotide messenger RNA. RefSeq lists its product as uncharacterized. The record is from RefSeq and is a predicted model, not a curated record. Gene Ontology annotation, molecular function: chitin binding. Gene Ontology annotation, cellular component: extracellular region. Lineage: Eukaryota; Metazoa; Arthropoda; Insecta; Hymenoptera; Formicidae.
GGAGUGGCGGUGGGGGCCGCCCUAUGUAAGGCCCUGGAAGCGACCAGGUUCAGCCCAUCCAGCAUCAGGACACCGCACGUCAGGAUUCGUGCCACUCCAGGGAUUGUCGGUGUCAAUUGUCCGAGUCAGAUCAGUCCGAUCCGAAGAAGAUUAUUUCGAGAAGGCAGCCUUCAAGAAACGACCUUCAUCCUGGCGAAGGACGCUGAUACUUGACAACUAUCGGUUGAGAAGAGAAAAACGAGGCGAAGAAAGACGGGGAAUAUACUAAAGGGAAGAUGAGAGUGAACGUGACAUUGGUUCUUGUGGUUUUUGCUCUAGGGUUCGUUGCAGCUAGAAGGAGAGUCAGAUCUACGACGGCAACGUUAGCGACGACGAAUCCGUCGGCAUCGCCCGUAGGUAGACAGUUUUCCUUCGAUGGACAACCUGAAGAAUUCGAAACCUCAUGGAACCACUUCGACAUCCAGAAAUUAAAAGCAAAAGCUUGGGCGAAGAACGACACGGGAAACAGAAUCACUCUCGGCAAGCAAUAUCCGGGACUUCCCAGCAAUCCAGGCGACUCAAAUGAACUUCCAAAUCCCAUUUCGCCACCGGUGCAACAACCACCACCGUACAAACCCCCGCCGGGCUGUCUAGGCAAGAGGGGUCAAUAUGCAAGCCCAACAAGUUGUGCCAGCUAUCUUAAUUGCUGGGAUGACGUGGUGAUUGAGCAGAUUUGUCCGGCCGGACUGCUCUUUAACGACAUCGCCGGUUAUUGCGACUUUGAGUACAACGUUAAAUGCGGUGAUCGACAGCCCGCCACGCCGAAACCACCAUUGCCGGCAGGAUCGAAGCUAUGCCCGGAUCCAAACGGACGUUAUAGAAGUUCGACCAACUGUUCGGAAUUCUUCGUAUGUGCCACGGGCAAACCCAUCAAAUUCUCUUGUCCUCCCAGCUUGGUCUACAGUGACAUAUUAAACGUCUGCGACUAUCAACACAAUGUGGACUGCAGAGGUACAGCCACGCCGAAACCACUGCAUCCUACGCAACCACAGCCGACUCAACCUCCACAGCCGUCUUCUACUUAUGUUCCUACCAAGCCGCCUACAUAUCCUUCUAAACCACCAACUAAUCCUCCACAACCUCCGACUUAUCAACCUCAACCACCAACUUAUCAGCCUCAACCACCGACUUAUCAGCCUCAACCACCGACUCAUCCGCCUCAAUCAUCGACUCAUUCACCUCAACCAUCGACUCAUCCGUCUCAACCACCAACCUAUCAGCCUCAACCACCAAUUUAUCAACCUCAACCACCGUCUUACCAGCCUCAACCACCGACUUAUUCUCCACAGCCUCCAACUUAUGCGCCACAACCACCAAAUCCCCCUAAACCACCGACUUAUCAGCCGCAGCCUUACCCGCCACUGCCCUCUGCAUACUCCGCGAAUCCUUGGUUGAAGGUCAAGACUGAUUCUUGGCAAGAUCUGGGGACUCAGCUGGAGAUUGACAAGGAGAUAGAGAAACAAGAAUCAGCUGACAGUCCAGCGUUGGAUAAUCAGUCUACGCAUAACGCGAUAGAAACGUCCACUCUGACGAAUCCGUGGACUCUCCAUCAAGUGAUACCACCCGAGCUAAUGAUAACUCCGUGUAAUAACGGCGACGUGCACAAACUCAAUGACGCCUGCACCAGCGUAAUAGUUUGCAAGAAUAACAAACCUCAGGUAGUAGCGUGUUCAAAGGGAUUCACAUAUGACAAACCAUCGGACUCCUGCAAGCCUUUCAGCAUUGCAAAGUGCUAAUCAAAGGGCACAAUUCACAACUCACGCUUUACACUAAGGACGCGCAUCGAUCAAACUUAAACAUCUUUAUUAAAUCAUCAUGUGUUAAUUAUCUCAUAUUUACCUAUGCGAUAAUAGACAAUUAAAAUUUUAAAUAAUAGUUAAAAAAUUACUAGUAAGCAAAUUUGAAAACAAUUUCUCGAAGAUAAGGGCUUAAGAUGAAAUGAAUGAGCAAGCAAGUAGAGAUAUAAGUCAUUAACGAUGUUUAGUAUUCUACUUUGCAAGUUUGUAUUCCUUAAUGUAUUAUCCGAAAAAGCGAAAGUUUUCGAAUUUGUAAAUAAAUAUAAGCUAAACCUUUCAUCUUUUCUAUA